Messenger RNA from Austrofundulus limnaeus, 1130 nucleotides. It is a transcript of the gene pnpla4, whose product is annotated as patatin-like phospholipase domain containing 4. Gene Ontology annotation, biological process: triglyceride catabolic process; lipid homeostasis. Lineage: Eukaryota; Metazoa; Chordata; Actinopteri; Cyprinodontiformes; Rivulidae. Bases 125 to 886 code for a protein of 253 amino acids. Gene Ontology annotation, molecular function: retinyl-palmitate esterase activity; triacylglycerol lipase activity. The record is from RefSeq and is a predicted model, not a curated record. Gene Ontology annotation, cellular component: cytoplasm; membrane; lipid droplet. The transcript has 7 exons.
UUUGUUUACUUCCGGUGUGUAUGUAAACGAAGAGGAACAGCCAAACUUAUGAAUAUUUCUUUAGUUUUACUUGAUUAUUUAGUGUAAGAAGACCUGUUCAGAGUGGGUCAGAACACGGGCUGAUAUGACGGUGUUGAACCUGUCCUUUGCUGCUUGUGGCUUUGCGGGGAUCUACCACCUGGGUGCUGUGGGGGCCUUCCUGUGCCACGGGGACAAGCUGCUCAGGUCCGUUAAGGCUUGUGCGGGGGCUUCAGGUGGAGCGCUGGCAGCUGCUGUACUGAUCACAGCUCCUGACAGGUUGGAGCAGUGUAAAGAAUUCACGUACAGGUUUGCUGAAAGUGUGAGGCAGCAGAAGUUUGGAGCCAUGACUCCAGGAUUUGACUUCAUGCUGACUUUAAGGGAUGGAAUAGAGGAGAUUCUUCCCACAGAGGCUCACAGUCUGGCUAAUGAUCGCCUCCAUGUGUCCAUCACACACUCACGCAGCGGCAAGAACUGCAUGGUGUCCAGGUUUAGCUCCAGAGACGAGCUGAUUAAAGCUCUGCUUGCCAGCAGCUUUAUACCUGUGUAUGCUGGACUCAAAGCAGUGGAGUUUAGAGGACAGAAAUGGAUGGAUGGAGGCUUCACUGACAGCCUGCCUGUUCUGCCUGUGGGUCGAACCAUCACCGUGUCUCCGUUUGCUGGACACCAGGACGUGUGCCCGGCCCACAGGGGCCUCUUCAACACCCGCCUCAGACUGCCCAAUAUGACCAUACUGUUCUCCAUGGAGAACAUGAAACGUCUGAACCAGGCUCUGUUCCCUCCAUCCACCGGCACCAUGCACACUUUACACGAAGAAGGUUUCACAGACGCUGUCCAGUUUCUGAAGAGAGAGGACUUGAUGAGCUGACGGUGUGUUCAAACACACGUUUUACUCAGGCUCCUGAGGUUUUUGUUCAAUAAAGAAGACCUGGUGUUCCUGUUCUGCUGAACAGGUCUGGAUGGUGAGGAGGAGCUUCAGCACAGGUGAACACUCUGUGAAAACUUAUCACCUGCAGUCACACUGGGACACAUUACUAUAAUCUGUCAGCAAAACUUCUAAAGUCUGUUUUAUCACUUCAGGAGAAAAAAAGAACUUAAUAUUAGUUUCUUAA